Molecule: messenger RNA, 2013 nt
Organism: Dermacentor silvarum
Lineage: Eukaryota; Metazoa; Arthropoda; Arachnida; Ixodida; Ixodidae
Exons: 4
Coding region: 331-2013 (560 amino acids)
Source: RefSeq, a predicted model, not a curated record
GCCCUGUCAGUGGCACAUGAAUAUUUAAUACUUUGAAAUGCGUUUUUCUACACUUAACUUGUGCGUACGUUGAUCUAACUUUUCAGUGUUGAGUCGUUAGUGUCGAGGCAGCUGGCCGGCUGGCAACGCAUUGGUCUAGCCUAGUCUAGCCAGGAGGCAUAACAGCUGGUAUCAGCGUGUGCACGUGCGAAAUUUAAGUUGUGGUCUCUUCUGCUAUUGUACUGCUCCGCAUUCGCCGUUCACUGUAGUACUCUGUGGUGAGCGCUGUAUUUUGUCGUGAGAUAAUCGUGCAAGCUCCCGUCGGCUCUGUGCCUGCGUCACUCGCGGCCGAUGCCGCCCAAAAGGCAAUUUGGAAAGUACUUAUGGGACCCGUCCAUCGACGUUCCGAUACGCUCAAAAUACAGGUUCAGAAAACGUUCAUCAGUUGGCGCUUCGUCUACCGCGUUGGACAAGGAACGAGGUUCUGCAGAUGCCAGUGAAGAAAGUUCGCGUGAAAGCGAAGCAGACGCUGACACAGGCCACAUAGCACCGUUCCCUUCAACUGCUAGUGCAACUGAAGACAGCCAUAUUUUGGAAACCACGAGUGAAGCCUCGUCGACCUCGUCCUCCGAGGACAGCGAAUCGGAAGGCGACGCUGAUGUAUAUCCUGACCACGGCGAGCAGCAUUUUCCGAGAGGCUGGAAGGAUGAGUUGGAUGAAAACCUGUUUCCGGGAUCCAAGCUUACGAAAGCCGAAAGCCUCCUAAUGGUCAUGGCCCACAGCUUGCGCCAUGGCUGCUCAAAAGAAGCCACCGAGAGCCUACUGCAGCUUCUUAGUGCUCACUUGCCAGAAGGUGUCAAAUACCCGACAUCAAAGUAUACCUUUUUUCGACACUUUGCUGGUGCUGAAAAGCAGUAUGCUAAGCAUUUCUACUGUAGUACGUGCUCUGGGUAUAUUGGUGAAUUACCAGGAAAUGAUGUGGUCUGCAGUCACUGCAAUAUAAACCAUGAGAGUGGCAGCUUAUUGAAAAGCUCAUCAUUUUUUCUGGUGAUGGACCUCAAAGGCCAAAUUCAAGAUGUGCUGGAGUCUGGAAAGCUCCAACGCAAUAGUACAGGCACUUCCUUUGAUGUAUGUGACAUCACGGAAAGCUUUCAAUACAACAAGUUGCCCGUGACUGCGAAUGACAUUACCUUAACGUUUAAUACUGAUGGUGUGCCCCUCUUUGAAAGCUCCAAUGCGAGCAUGUGGCCACUUCUUUUGAUGGUUAAUGAACUGCCUUACAAACAACGUGUGCAAAAUCUUUUGUUAGCUGGGCUGUGGUUCGGCACAGGUAAACCAUCAAUGAACUGUUUUUUGACCCCAUUUGUAAAAACGAUGAAUGAGCUGUCAUCCACUGGAGUUGUUUGGAGGGACAGCAGUGACGAAGAAGAAAUGACCCGCACUGGGAACCGGCAUCGUCGAGCCGAGAUUUUCAACGACCGCCUCGAGGGCGACGGGGAGACCGUGGCGACCCCAGGCGACACCUCUCAGAUGCCUUCGCCCGUGCACGCCGCGGGCAGCAGCUGGAAAGCGGCGGAUCGAGGGCCGCAGGACGGGGACACCGACUUCGAGACCGACACGUCCCAGGCGACUGGAUGGGGACCGUCCGAACGCGGCAGCCUGGUGCCCUGUCUCAGCAUGUUGGCCGCCGCGACUCUCGUGUUCCUCCUCGGCCUCGCCGCCCUCCUGGCAGCCCCCGGCACCAGUCCCAGAGAGCAAGUGUUCUCAAAAUGGAGCGGGUCGGAGACGCAUCCGAGACGGGACGGUGACGAAUCCGGCCCAGUGACCAGGGGCAACGAGUGGUGGUCCGAUGGCAUGAGGAACCAAGCGAAGCGGCGUGAAGUCGCCGUGUCCACGUUCUCAACAGAGACUCCGACGUCGUCGUCGGCCCCCUCACAAAAGCUAGUCCAGACUGUCAACACUAACACCGCGUCGAAGCCUCCUGGCGACUCUUUCACGGAGCCAGACAACAGCUCUUCAAUGAUUACGGGAUAA